ACAUGGCCAGGCUGUUAGUAACCCUAUGGCUGGGCUCCCUGGCCUUAGCCGGCGUCAGUGCCAACAUAACCAACAUAUUUGCCCUGGCCAACAGGGAUCUUCCCACCGGAAACCUGGCCGGCGAUCAAUACUUGGCCAUUUCCAAGCUAAGGAGCCUGGCAGUGGAGUUCUUCGACCACUUCUCCAACGCAACUCUGGAGGACCUCACUCCGGACUUGGAUCAUUACUUGAAUGGGGAGUCGAGAAUUCCCUCGGCCCAGGAUGUUGAGUGCCUGGCGGACCUGGCGCUCCUGUCCAGCGACUUGGCCUCCUCAAAGUACUGGGCUCUGAAGAUGAUCGACUCGUGGGGCCUGUUGCCCUCGGGAUUGCUCGUGGGAAACUGGUGGAACUUGGGCAACUUCGACGAGUGCAUUGGAACAAACCACGCUGUGUCCAGCGCCCACAGUGUCAGGGGCAAGUACUGCUUUUCCAAGUUGGCUCUGUCUCCCGGCUCUUCAAUGCUGACCAUCAAGUCAGCGGUCUGCUUCCCCGCCUCCUGCUCCGCCGCCCACAUGGACACCAUGCUGCGGAGACUCUUCCAAAAGCUUCUCAGCGUUGAGAUCUCUUCGGAUGUGAGCAUCGUGGACGAGGCUACGUGCCAGACCUCGGAGACGAAGUCCUACGAUGGCCUCACCAUCUUCACCAUAGUCAUCCUAUCGGUUUUGGGUGCUCUAGUGGGCCUCUCCACAAUUUACGACUACUUUUUUUGCCGGGAUGAGAGAACCAUGAAUCCGGUGGCCAAAGCUUUCUCGGCACGGGCUAACUCGCGGGCUCUCUUCCGCCUCGUGGACACCAAGGCGAAUCCCAACGUCAUCGGCUGUCUUCACGGAGUCCGGUGUCUUUCGUUCAUCUGGGUGGUCUACUGCCACGACUACCUCGUAUUCGCCAUGUCGCCGAACAUAAAUAUGGGCUACGUUUUGACGUGGAUUGACUCCUUCUUCAGUCUGAUUGUAAAACACGGAAUCUACGCCGUGGACACAUUCUUCUUCCUAAGCGGGCUGUUGCUGGUCGUAGUUGCUCUCCGAUCGAUGGACAGGAGCGGGGGAAAGCUUAACAUACCCAUGAUGUAUCUGCAUCGGUAUCUCCGCCUCACGCCCCUCCUGGCCUUUGGAAUACUCAUCUACAUGAAGAUCAUGCCUCUCCUGGGAAGCGGUCCCCUGCAAGGGUCGGCGAGCUUUGAUGACUACUCGUCGUGCGAGGAUACCUGGUACUUGACGCUUCUGUACGUUCAGAACGUUGCCACGAAUCGAUUGUGCAUUAGCCACUCCUGGUACCUCGCCGUCGACAUGCAGCUGUACAUCUUCGCACCCUUCCUCCUGAUCUCCCUGUUCAAGUGGGGCAAGAAGGCGGCCGCCGGGAUCGUCCUCCUUAUGCUGCUCCUGGCCUGCUGCCUCUUCAGCAUAAUGGUCAUUAACAAUCUUUCUCUAGGAUCACAAGGGGAUGAAGCCAUGAGAAAACUGUAUUAUGCCACCAAUACUCGGGCGUCGCCCUACCUCAUUGGCAUCCUGUUCGGAUACUUUCUUCACCUCAACCGGGGCAAGCACUUCAAGCUCAACCGGACCUGCGUGCUUCUGGGCUGGCUGGUUGGCUUGUCGCUGAUAGCCACUUGCAUAUUUGCGGUGUAUGGCCAGAACACACUGCCCAUUGUGGAGGAGGCCUUCUACGUGACCCUCACCCGCAUCGCCUGGCCCCUGGCUCUCUGCUGGGUGGUCUUUGCCUGCACGCAGGGAUACGGGGGACUGGCCAACAGCUUCCUGUCCUCCCCGCUGUGGCAGCCCAUGUCGAAGCUCUCCUACUGCGCCUACAUCUUUCACAUGUUCAUCGAGGGCCUCAACGGCGGCAUUACGCACACCAGCACCUACUUCAGUGACUACCAAGUGAUGCUUCAAUUCUGGUCAGACUUUGGCUUCACAAUGCUCUUCUCCUACCUCAUGCACAUCCUAAUCGAAGCACCACUCGCCGGUCUACAAGGUCUUCUGCUGCCCACAAAAAGACCAAGUCCCUCGGAGGUACCAGUUCCUGAGGCCAAGCUUGCAGAAGCGAAGUCCAAAGCCGAUGAUUCAUGGGCAGAGGAGCCUGCGGAAGGGACAUCCACAUCUACCACUGCUGAGGCAAAGUCUGAAACUGCACCUGACAAAAAUGCAGCUUAAACAUU
Drosophila biarmipes is the source of this 2194-nucleotide messenger RNA. RefSeq names its product nose resistant to fluoxetine protein 6. Lineage: Eukaryota; Metazoa; Arthropoda; Insecta; Diptera; Drosophilidae. The coding region runs from base 3 to 2189 and encodes 728 amino acids. The transcript is spliced from 9 exons. The record is from RefSeq and is a predicted model, not a curated record. Gene Ontology annotation, molecular function: acyltransferase activity, transferring groups other than amino-acyl groups.